Molecule: messenger RNA, 1530 nt
Organism: Caenorhabditis remanei
Lineage: Eukaryota; Metazoa; Nematoda; Chromadorea; Rhabditida; Rhabditidae
Exons: 7
Coding region: 1-1530 (509 amino acids)
Biological process (GO): ubiquitin-dependent protein catabolic process
Cellular component (GO): cytosol; proteasome core complex, alpha-subunit complex; proteasome core complex
Source: RefSeq, a predicted model, not a curated record
AUGGCUUACCUCAAGAAGUUCCCAAGAGAGCUUGAUUGGAUCAUCGUUGUCCUCAGAAUCGGAUUCCUCUUGAUCCUCAGCAGCGGCAGUCUCAUCGGAGACUGGCUCCUCGGCGGUUUCGCCUUCAACAGCCUCCAUCUCGAUAUCCUCUGCCUUUUGCUCUUCCUCGACAACCUUGUCAUCUCCUUCCAUCUUCUCGACAGCUUCCUCCGUCUUUUCCGUCGGCUCUCCAGUCUUCUCCUCCUCAAUCACUUCAGUGUCUUCGGAGACCACACCGAGAGCAACCUCCACAUUGUGCUUGAUUUCAGCACGCUCUUCUUCUGGAAAAAACCAUUAAGAAUCACUCAAUCUAAUUUUCUGUACUUACAAACGAGUCUAAACUCACGUGGCUUCGGGAGCGGUCUCCUCGGCAGUCUCCCCCUCCAUUGCCGUCUCGUUGGCUUCCUUCUCGACAACUUCAGAAGUGACGACGGUCGUCUCAACGACAACAGUCUCGUGAUAGUUUCGACGACAGUCUCCACAACAGAGGCAACGGAUUCCUCAACUGGAGCAGCCUCCUUCUCCUCGACUGUCUUCUCCGACUCCUUGACUUCCUCUGAAGUUGUCGAGUCAACGACGUUCUCAGCGAGAGUCUCCUUCUCAACAACGGUGGUCUUGGUCUCCCCAACGACUUCGGUGACGACUUUCGUGAUAUUCUCCUCCUUCUCCUGGGCAAUGGUGUUAGUAGUGUCGGCGAGAGUCAUCGUCGGGGAAGAGAACGAAGGAAAUUUAGGAGAGAAGCAAGGGAAAUCGACGAAAUUUAUGACGAAAAUGUCCGGAUUCGAUCGCCACAUCACAAUCUUCUCGCCAGAGGGGCGUGUCUAUCAGGUUGAAUACGCAUUCAAAGCAAUCAACACUACAAAUCUGACAGCGGUCGCCGUGAAAGGAAAGGAUGUGGCUGUGAUCGCCGUGCAAAAGCGUGUCCCAGACAGUCUCGUCAUCAGCGACUCGGUCAGUUCGAUCUAUCAAAUCUCGAAAACCAUCGCGUGUUGCGUCAUCGGCAUCGUGCCUGACGCCAAGUUCCAAGUGAAACGUGCACGAUACGAAGCUGCUCAUUUCAAGUAUGCGAAUGGCUACGAUAUGCCUGUCGAUCUGCUGGCCAAGAAGGUAGCUGAUCUCAAUCAGUAUUACACACAGAACGCCGAGAUGCGAUGUUUGGGAAUUGGUAUCAUCUUCAUCUCAUUUGACGACGAAAAGGGACCAGAAGUGUAUCGCAUCGACCCAGCUGGAUAUUACCGUGGAAUGCGUGCAGUCUCUAUCGGAGUCAAACAAGGACCAGCCACCACGUGUCUCGAGAAGAAAAUCAAGAAAAAGGAGUUAUGGGACUCCACACAUCCCGCCGAAAUCGCUAUCGAAUCUCUUCAAACCGCACUGGGAAUCGAUGUUCGUGCCAAGGAUCUCGAAGUCGUCGUUGUCAGCAAGGACUCGAUUCACAAUUUGACUGGCGAAGAAAUCGAACAUUACCUCAAUCUCAUUGCCAGUCGUGAUUAA